Messenger RNA from Penaeus indicus, 869 nucleotides. RefSeq lists its product as uncharacterized. The record is from RefSeq and is a predicted model, not a curated record. The transcript is spliced from 3 exons. Lineage: Eukaryota; Metazoa; Arthropoda; Malacostraca; Decapoda; Penaeidae. Bases 16 to 744 code for a protein of 242 amino acids.
AGGACCUUCUCGGGGAUGCCGCUGCCCUCCGCCAUCGCAGGCAUGAGUGAGGUGUCUCAGCUCCGGCGUUGGGCACGAGGCGAGGAGCCGGCGCCGCAGAUGCUGAUCCUCGGCUAUACUUCAUGGACGAUUCACCAGCACAGGGUCAUGGAGAAUCAGCUCGCUGUUCAAGAAAGGCUGCUCGAGAUGCACCAGGCAAUUGUUCCCCAUCUACAGAAGCUGUCCGAGCGCACGAGAGUGUUGGUCCUGCCACAGAGCCGCGUCAGACCUCAUGGACAAACCAUCAUGAUAAAACGAGCAGAUAUCAGCAACAGCAACUUCGACUGGAGCGAGAAAAUGUUCUUGCAAGUGCUGCAGCGGUACAACACCAGGUUUGGAACUCGAAGGGAACUGGUCAGCGGGAGUCCAGCGGCGAAGGGUGAGCCUCCUAGGAACGACCGCACCCCCGACGAAGGAACGAACGACCUCCUCAGAUCAUCCCGGGACCAGCUGAUCCCUGGGACGACCGCUCCGGGGCUGUGGUGGUGGGACUCGAGCCUCCCGAUCAACCUGGCGGAGAUCGAAGAGUGCAACGAGCUUCACCGUCGAGACCUGGCCGAUGACCUGGCUUACACAGGUCCCCCGCUGCAGUGCGUCGACCAGCACCACACGGGCAGCGGCACGAAUAAUGACCUGGUCACGAUGCUCCUCAAUCUCUUGUGUAAUUCUUUCCUGGAAGUAAAGGGAGAUGUUUGCUGUAAAUGAAGGGCCGUGUUGAAAUGUCUCCUUUACCCUGAUUAACAUGCUUUUUAGGCUGCGUUAACGUUACUGAUAUGAAUUUGAGAAAGUGGUUCUGAGGUGAGGAGUGAGAAUAAGAUUCACUUAAAGAU